CCGCCCCCCGCUGUUCCUCCGCACCGCGCUAAGGUCACCGCUGUCACUCGGAAGCUAACCAGCCGACAGCCGGAGGAGGCGGAGGAGUCCCAGCCAGGAAGGAGCAGCAACCAGCCAGCGAAGUCAGCCAACAUGUCUCUGUCUAACAAACUCACCCUGGACAAGGUGGACGUGAAGGGGAAGCGCGUGGUCAUGAGAGUCGAUUUCAACGUCCCGAUGAAGGACAAGCAGAUCACAAACAAUCAGAGGAUCAAGGCUGCAGUUCCCACCAUCAAGCACUGCCUGGACCACGGCGCCAAGUCCGUGGUGCUGAUGAGCCACCUGGGCCGCCCCGAUGGGAACCCCAUGCCCGAGAAGUACUCUCUGGAGCCCGUCGCCGCCGAGCUCAAGACCCUUCUGGGCCGGGACGUCACCUUCCUGAAGGACUGCGUGGGUCCAGAUGUGGAAGCUGCCUGCGCCAAUCCCGCUGCCGGAUCCGUCAUCCUGCUGGAGAACCUCCGCUUCCACGUCGCAGAGGAAGGAAAAGGCAAGGACGCCUCUGGAAACAAGACCAAGGCCUCCCAGGAGCAGAUCGACUCCUUCAGGGCGUCUCUCUCCAAGCUGGGAGACGUUUACGUCAACGACGCCUUCGGCACGGCUCACCGAGCCCACAGCUCCAUGGUGGGAGUCAACCUGCCACAGAAGGCGGCCGGCUUCCUCAUGAAGAAGGAGCUGGACUACUUCGCCAUGGCGCUGGAGAAGCCUCAGAGGCCGUUCCUGGCCAUCCUCGGAGGAGCCAAGGUGAAAGAUAAGAUCCAGCUGAUCAACAACAUGCUGGAUCAGGUCAACGAGAUGAUCAUCGGCGGCGGCAUGGCCUUCACCUUCCUCAAAGUCCUCAACAACAUGGAGAUCGGAAACUCCCUGUUCGACGAGGAGGGCGCCGGCAUCGUCAAGGACCUGAUGGCCAAGGCCGAGAAGAACGGCGUGAAGAUCACCCUGCCCGUCGACUUCGUCACCGCCGACAAGUUCGACGAGAAGGCCGCCACCGGGACGGCGACCGUGGCCGCCGGCAUCCCCGCCGGCUGGAUGGGUUUGGACUGCGGACCGGAGAGCUCGAAGGCGUACGCCGAGGCGGUGGGCCGGGCCAAGCAGAUCGUGUGGAACGGCCCGGUCGGCGUGUUCGAGUGGGAGAACUUCGCCAAAGGGACGAAGAGCCUGAUGGACAAAGUGGUGGAGGUGACCAAGUCCGGCUGCAUCACCAUCAUCGGUGGGGGCGACACGGCGACCUGCUGCGCCAAGUGGAACACAGAAGACAAGGUCAGCCACGUGAGCACGGGAGGCGGAGCCAGCCUGGAGCUGCUGGAGGGUAAAGUCCUGCCCGGUGUGGACGCCCUGAGCAGUGCCUGAACCUCCAGACCGCCGCAAGCGUGUGUGUGAAUGAGUGUGUGUGUGUGUGUGUGUGUGUGGUGAGGUGAUGGCAGCUGCUCGGCCUGACUCUCAUUUACUCCUGAAGCCCCGCCCCCCCACCUCCUGCCUUAUCGCAGCACUUCCUCGUUGUUGAUUUCAAACCUUAAGGAAAGAUUCGUUUGAGGUGGAAGUUUAAUUUUCCAUUGAGACUCGGCCGUCAGUUCUCUCACCCCUCCAAACCCGAACACUGGCUGCUGUGUGAAUGUGUGUGUGUGUGUGUGUGUGAGUGUGUACUGCUCGUUGGAUUGUUACUGCACCGCCCCCAGAGUGUGUAUACCAACAGUAUCUAUAUAUAGAGAAAUGGUUAAAGUGGUGUACGUGUGUGUCUAGAUGUUACAUUUCCUGUCGGCACUACUAACGUCUGCUCCGGUCAUCCUCGGCGUCCGGGUCGUCGGUUCGAGAGCCGCGUCUCGGCUCGUCUGUCCAGACUAAUAAAACCGUCUCCGUGGAAACCC
Messenger RNA from Salarias fasciatus (jewelled blenny), 1901 nucleotides. It is a transcript of the gene pgk1, whose product is annotated as phosphoglycerate kinase 1. The transcript has 11 exons. NCBI's taxonomy places the organism in Eukaryota, Metazoa, Chordata, Actinopteri, Blenniiformes, Blenniidae. Gene Ontology annotation, molecular function: ATP binding; ADP binding; phosphoglycerate kinase activity. The record is from RefSeq and is a predicted model, not a curated record. Gene Ontology annotation, cellular component: cytosol. Bases 133 to 1386 code for a protein of 417 amino acids. Gene Ontology annotation, biological process: gluconeogenesis; glycolytic process.